Molecule: messenger RNA, 363 nt
Organism: Penicillium verrucosum
Lineage: Eukaryota; Fungi; Ascomycota; Eurotiomycetes; Eurotiales; Aspergillaceae
Exons: 2
Source: RefSeq, a predicted model, not a curated record
AUGAGAUCGAUGCUAUACAGAGACUCUCGACCGAAGAUUAACAGUUACGCUGAUUUGGACAUCAAAGAUUGGAGUAACUGGGGUGAUGACGCUCCCAAAUAUAUUAUUCGACGAGAGAGCGAGAGAGCAAACGUCUCGCCACUAGAGGACCUGAAGACGAUAUUUCAUGAACGUAUGAAUGGAAUCAUUCUACCAACGCUGGUUACAGAUGAAUGGCGCGAAAUAUUUCUUGGGGUCGUUGAAAGCGUGUGGCCGCUGAGCAAGAUGAGGACGAUGAGGAUUUCCAUAUUCCAAGAUGUGAUCAGCUGGGUCACUUCCUCAAAUACGCCAAUGGUGCAUAAUAUCCCGACUUCCGUAGCUCGG